Messenger RNA from Brassica oleracea var. oleracea, 663 nucleotides. RefSeq lists its product as uncharacterized. The record is from RefSeq and is a predicted model, not a curated record. The coding region runs from base 1 to 663 and encodes 220 amino acids. NCBI's taxonomy places the organism in Eukaryota, Viridiplantae, Streptophyta, Magnoliopsida, Brassicales, Brassicaceae. The transcript has 3 exons.
AUGGGCCAACAGGUCAAGUGGCUUCAGAAGAUGAAAGCGUAUGAUUCUUUCCGGAACCCUGGCCUCUGGUGCGGCUUCCACCGAGACCACGGUCACAAAAUGGAGGACUGCGUCGCACUGAAGAUUGCGGUCAACAAAUUUCUUAAGAAAGGACACCUCAGAGACGGUAUAAGCCACGCGGCUGCAAAUAAGAGCACUUGGAACGCCAAGCACGGCCUAGAGGCAGCCAAGCGGAAACGCCUACUCCUGGGUACGGACGAAAUAAACUUCACGGCCAAGGAGCAGGAAAGGGUUCUCACCCCACAUCACGACGCCCUGGCCGCAUACAAGGAUCUGGGGCUGAAGGAAAGCGCUCUAACUCGGAGGAUAACCCCACUCAUUGGGUUCAGCGGAGAAGUCAAGCAGACUGCCGGAGAGGUGACCCUCCCGGUAUAUGCUGAAGGGUUCAACAUGUCAACCAAGUUCCUUGUUGUUAACUGCGAUUCAUCCUACAACAUGAUCCUGGGACGGUCCUGGAUUCACGACAUGGGAGCCGUCCCUUCGACUCUUCACCAGAUGGUGAAAUUCCCUACACCCUGGGGCAAAAGAGCAAUCAGAGGGGAUCAAGAAUAUUCCCGCUCCUACUACCAGACUACUUUGAAGGGAAAGACCAAGGUCUUAUAG